This is a messenger RNA of Populus euphratica (Euphrates poplar), 1656 nucleotides long. RefSeq names its product probable inactive purple acid phosphatase 28. The transcript has 5 exons. Gene Ontology annotation, cellular component: cytoplasm. The record is from RefSeq and is a predicted model, not a curated record. Lineage: Eukaryota; Viridiplantae; Streptophyta; Magnoliopsida; Malpighiales; Salicaceae. Gene Ontology annotation, molecular function: hydrolase activity, acting on ester bonds. Bases 69 to 1298 code for a protein of 409 amino acids.
ACAGUCAAAAUGCCCUCCUCGUUUUUCUCAUUUGUUGGAGCUAUCUAGCUAGCUAGUUAGAAGAAGAAAUGAACAAAACCAUGGAAGGGCUCUACUCUUUUCUUUAUUUAAUCUUAAUCUUGACAAUCCUCUUCUCUCUACACACCCAGAUCGCUGACAAAUUACUUAUAGGCCACCACCCUCUUCACCUCAAGAAAUCCCCACAUCUCCCUCUCAGGUUCAGCUCUGAUGGAACCUUCAAAAUCCUUCAGGUGGCUGAUAUGCAUUAUGGAACUGGGGUGCUGACAAGUUGCAAAGAUGUGUUAGCUUCUGAGUUUCAUUAUUGUUCUGAUCUUAACACCACUCAUUUUCUUAAGAGGAUCAUUGAAGCCGAGAAGCCUGAUUUCAUUGCUUUUACAGGAGAUAAUAUAUUUGGUUCAAGCACUCCUGAUGCUGCUGAAUCUUUGCUUCGUGCCUUUGCACCUGCCAUGGAAUCUGGACUUCCAUGGGCAGUGGUUUUAGGAAACCAUGACCAAGAAUCUACCAUGACUCGACUAGAAUUGAUGUCUUUCAUAUCACUAUUGGAUUACUCAGUAUCACAAAUCAAUCCAUCAGUGGAAGAUGCUUCUAGUGCAGCCAAAGGCGAUACGAUAACAGAUAUUGAUGGCUUUGGAAAUUAUAAUCUCAGGGUAUAUGGUGCUCCAGGUUCACAUUCAGCUAACAGAACUGUUCUUGAUCUUUUCUUUCUUGACAGUGGAGACAGGGAGGUUGUUCAAGGAGUUAGAACUUAUGGAUGGAUUAAGGAAUCUCAACUUCGUUGGCUUCAUGGUGUUUCCAAGGGUUAUCAGGACCGAAAGGAGGACUGUCAUCUCCUGGAAGGGGCUUCACCAUCAGCUACACCCACACGCUGUGCAUUGGCAUUUUUCCAUAUCCCAAUUCCAGAAAUUCGACAGCUAUACUACCAAAAGAUUAUUGGCCAGUUUCAGGAAAGCGUGGCUUGUUCAUCAGUUAACUCAGGAGUCUUACAGACCCUUGUAUCCAUGGGAGAUGUGAAGGCUGUGUUCAUGGGCCAUGAUCACAAGAAUGACUUUUGUGGGAAUUUAGAAGGUAUAUGGUUUUGUUAUGGUGGAGGCUUUGGGUAUCAUGCUUAUGGAAUAGCUGGGUGGUCAAGGAGAGCAAGGAUCAUAUUGGCAGAACUUGAAAAGGGUGAGAAGUCUUGGAUGGGAAUGGAGAGGAUCAGGACAUGGAAGCGUCUUGAUGAUGAGAAGUUGAGCAAGCUUGAUGAACAAGUCUUGUGGGAAUUACACCAUGCAAAAUGACUUGAUUGCAGCAGAUAACCUCAGCACUAUUUUUGAAGAUGAAUAUUGUGGUAGACUGGUGAAUUCUUCUGAAACUUUGGAGCAAAAAGAGCAGACCAUUUAUGCAAGGUGGGAGAAUGUUGUAGUAGAAAGAUGAAUUCUUCUGAAUUUUCUGAAUGAAGGAUUUGUGAUAUUUUUUUCGGAGGAUAGCACAUUUUGUUACGUAUUGUAGCAAGGUGUGAUGCGAACACGCUGUAAAAUAUUGGUUGAACGGAAUUCACUCUAGCUAGGAAUAUUGCAGCGCCUUGCUCUCCAGUUACUUUCAUUUUAUGAAAGGAUAAUGCAAGAGGUAAUUAAUUUUUCACUAGCAUUGUUUUAC